This is a messenger RNA of Labeo rohita (rohu), 1561 nucleotides long. RefSeq lists its product as uncharacterized. The record is from RefSeq and is a predicted model, not a curated record. NCBI's taxonomy places the organism in Eukaryota, Metazoa, Chordata, Actinopteri, Cypriniformes, Cyprinidae. The transcript has 4 exons. Bases 75 to 1151 code for a protein of 358 amino acids.
CAGGAAAUGUUUUCAAAACAACAGCUCAUGCUGUAGUGUGCACUGACCGUGCCUUUUAACUGUAAACUACAAAAAUGUCCGAAAAUAAAAGCAUACAGCCGUGGUCUUCAGAAGAAACCAGCGUGCUGCUCGCGAUAUGGUCUUCCACAGAGAUCCAGGAGAAACUGGAGAGCACGAAAAGAAAGAAAAGAGUUUACGAUGAGAUGAGCCAAGAAAUGCUAAACGGGGGCUUCAGUCGCUCCUCUGACCAAAUCAUAAACAAAUUGAAAAAGCUUAGGAAGGAGUACAGGGACCUGAAAAGAAAACCAGGUAAAAGUGUCAGUGGACAGAUUAAUAAAACAUUUGACCACGACGUUAUGGAGUCUGUGCUUGAACAGCGACCUUCCAGUCGACUGAACGGGGCCUUGAAUUCAGCGACAGCCGAGGGCGACACAAACAAGGACCCCGUUGUGUUUUCUGUAGCUGAGCUAGGUAGCAAAGUAUCUGAGCACAAAACCGCACAGCAGUGGUCUUCAGAGGAAACCAGCGCGCUGCUAGCGAUAUGGUCUUCCACAGAGAUCCAGGAGAGAUUGAGGAGCUCAAAAAGGACGAAAAGAGUGUAUGAUGACAUAUGCCAAGAGAUGGUAAAUGCUGGGUUUACCCGUACAACCGACCAAAUCAUUAAUAAACUAAAAAAACUCAAAAAGGAGUGCAGGGACAAAAAGAAGGAGAAAAGUAAAAGCAGCAGCCAGUGGAGCAAUAAAACAACUAACAAUGAUGUUACGGACACUGUGCUGGAACGCCUACCAGCGAGUCAGUUUACUGAAGCAUUAAAUUCAGCAACAGCCAUGCUUGAGAUGAAUGCGGAAUCGCUGUCUUCUGCAGCUGAUCUCGAGUCUUCACUUGAGGAGGUGCUGGACCAAGCUGAAUCAUCCUUCCGCCCAUCUCAAUCCCAACCAAAAAAGUCUCUGGGAACAACCAGAAUAAGGAAGAGAGAUUCAAACCAGGAGCUGCUGGAAUACUUGAAAACUGCAGAUGAACGGUUUAUGGCACAUGCCAAAGAACUUAAUACUGCAAUUCUUAAUAAAAUGGAUGAAGCUACGAAUUCUAUGCUGGGACUAUUGGGACGCAUGGUGGCGCUAAUGGAGGAACAGCAAGGAAACAAGACAUGAACACAGGAUUCCUUUUGAACACUUUAUUUCUCAUUUGCACACUUCUUACAUUUCAAAGUCAAAGCAAAACCUAAAUCAAUUCUUAGAUUACUUUCUUAAUAUUCAAUCCAGGUAUUUGGAAUUAUCAUUUUGUACAUGUUAUUACAGAAAAACCUUCAUUAAUCUAUCAUUAAAAUGUAAUGACUUGCUCUACCCAUUAAAUUACUUUUUAUGCUUGAUGACAUCAACUCCUCCCCUCCAACCAGCUGUCAUAUAGUCCAUGUCCAGCUAGUAUCUUCACAUGAUACUAAAGAUGUCUUUGACAGGAGUUAAGUGAUUCAAGCGAAACCACUAGGACACUGUUGAGGCCGACCUCAAUCCCUCCUUCAUAACUUUAAUUAAAAGACAGAUGAAAGUGACAGAUGACAUCG